AUGAAAGGUCCAAAGGGUAAAAGAAAGCUCGCCCCAGAAAGAGAAAGAUUUCUCCAAUGCUGUGGUGAUAUCUCAGUGGAGUUGGUCUCAGAUCUCAAGGAAGGUAAAGAGAUAAAACUUAACGGUGUGAUCAUCAGAAAUGCAAAGAAGUAUCGCUUAAAGCAACAGCCACGUCUUACAGAUGUUAUCUCAUCGAUUCCAGACCAAUACAAGAAAUAUUUGCUUCCCAAAUUGAAGGCAAAACCUAUCCGUACUGCCUCUGGUGUCGCUGUGGUAGCAGUGAUGUGCAAACCUCACAGAUGUCCACAUAUUGCAUACACAGGAAAUAUUUGCGUUUACUGUCCGGGUGGACCAGACUCGGAUUUUGAAUACUCGACACAGUCAUAUACGGGAUACGAGCCUACUUCCAUGAGGGCAAUUCGUGCCAGAUAUGAUCCUUAUGAACAAGCAAGAGGAAGAAUAGAACAGCUUAGACAACUUGGACACCCUGUUGACAAGGUGGAAUACAUUAUCAUGGGAGGUACAUUCAUGUCUCUUCCUAAGGACUAUCGGGAGAACUUCAUCGUACAAUUACAUAACGCUCUUACGGGUUACAAUGGUACAGAUCUCGAUGAGGCCAUUAAAUUUUCACAGCAAUCACAAACCAAAUGUGUUGGUAUCACUAUCGAGACCCGACCUGACUACUGCACGCCUACGCAUUUGGAUGACAUGAUGAAGUAUGGAUGUACAAGAUUAGAAAUUGGAGUUCAGUCCUUGUAUGAGGAUGUUGCCAGAGAUACGAAUCGUGGACACACAGUAAAGUCAGUUUGUGAAACGUUCUGUUACGCUAAGGAUACAGGCUUUAAAGUUGUCUCGCAUAUGAUGCCAGACUUGCCAAAUGUUGGUAUGGAAAGGGAUCUCGAACAAUUUAAGGAAUAUUUUGAAAAUCCUGCCUUCCGGACUGAUGGAUUGAAAAUAUACCCAACUUUAGUGAUUCGUGGCACUGGUUUGUAUGAAUUGUGGAAGAAUGGACUCUACAAAUCAUACAAUGCUAACAUGCUUAUAGAUCUUGUGGCCCGUAUUUUGGCACUUGUUCCUCCAUGGACUCGUAUUUACCGUGUGCAAAGAGAUAUUCCAAUGCCCUUGGUUACCUCUGGUGUUGAAAAUGGUAAUUUGCGUGAAUUAGCAUUGGCCAGAAUGAAGGACUUUGGUACUGCCUGCAAAGACAUACGUACCAGAGAGGUUGGUAUUCGAGACAUUCAUUCUAAAGUUAAACCCGAUCAAGUGGAGCUCAUCAGGAGGGAUUACUAUGCAAAUGGUGGAUGGGAAACAUUCCUUUCUUACGAGGAUCCUAAGCAGGACAUUCUGAUAGGAAUGCUCAGACUCAGGAAAGCUUCUAAAAAGUAUACGUACAGAAAAGAAUUCAAAUCGCAGCCAACAUCGAUUGUGCGUGAAUUGCAUGUUUAUGGAUCAGUUGUUCCUCUUCAUUCGAGAGAUCCAAGAAAAUUCCAACACCAAGGAUUCGGUACCUUAUUGAUGGAGGAAGCCGAAAAGAUAGCCAGGGAGGAACAUGGUUCCAAAAAGAUAAGUGUCAUCUCCGGUGUCGGUGUCAGAAACUAUUAUAAACGGUUAGGAUACAAGCUAGAUGGUCCUUACAUGUCAAAGGCACUAUGA
Molecule: messenger RNA, 1653 nt
Organism: Brettanomyces bruxellensis
Lineage: Eukaryota; Fungi; Ascomycota; Pichiomycetes; Pichiales; Pichiaceae
Gene: ELP3
Product: Elongator subunit
Exons: 1
Coding region: 1-1653 (550 amino acids)
Biological process (GO): tRNA wobble base 5-methoxycarbonylmethyl-2-thiouridinylation
Cellular component (GO): elongator holoenzyme complex; nucleus; cytoplasm
Molecular function (GO): iron-sulfur cluster binding; acyltransferase activity, transferring groups other than amino-acyl groups
Source: RefSeq, a predicted model, not a curated record